Molecule: messenger RNA, 842 nt
Organism: Asparagus officinalis (garden asparagus)
Lineage: Eukaryota; Viridiplantae; Streptophyta; Magnoliopsida; Asparagales; Asparagaceae
Product: UDP-glucuronate 4-epimerase 1-like
Exons: 2
Coding region: 215-691 (158 amino acids)
Source: RefSeq, a predicted model, not a curated record
CAGCCGCUCAACAAAAACCAAAAAUUUCCAAAAAAGAAAAUCCCCCAAUAAAUCAGAAAGAAAAAAAAAUAAAAAAAUAAAAAAAAGAAGGAAAGAAAGAAGUUUCCACAUCUCUCUCCCCUCCUCUCAAUCCCUCCUCCGUCCCCAUCCUCCCCUUCGGUUAAAACUAUUAUUAUUGUUAUUUUUGGGAUAAAACCCGAUUUUCCUCGCGAAAAUGAAGAUGAGGAUGCUGGAGGAGGAGCUGUUCCCCUCGACGCCGGGCAAGGUGAAGAUGGACCGCGGGGCGCCACCGCCGACUGACGGCAGUUCGCACGUGCUCUCGGCGUGCGACCGUGCCACCAUGUUCCUAGUGGGCCCUCUUCCUCGUCGCGCCUGCCACCGCCUCCUCCUCAGCUUUCAGUCCUUGCGUCCGACCCUCUUCCAAUAUAGGAUCUUCAAUUUGGGGAACACAUCGCCGGUGACCGUGCCCACGUUGGUUUCGAUCUUGGAGAAGCAUUUGAAGGUGAAGGCGAAGAAGAAUGUCAUCGAGAUGCCGGGCAACGGCGACGUGCCUUUUACUCAUGCUAACAUCAGCUACGCCAGGGCUGAGCUCGGGUACAAGCCCACCACGAAUUUGGAGGCGGGGCUGAAGAAAUUUGUUAAGUGGUACCUCUCCUACUAUGGGUAUGCGAGAGUAGGGAAGAAUUUGUAAAUUAUUUGGAAACUUUUUUGUUUUGAUGUUCUUUUUACUUAAAAAGAUUCGAUUAUUAGGGGUUUUUUUUGUCAAUGUCCCGAAAAAACACCGAUUCUUUGCUUGGCGGAGACGGAAAGGGGAAGGAGAUGGGGGGUGGUUGUCUACUUUA